AUGGACCCCAGGGAGCUCAGAAGAGCACUGCCUACGUUGAUCAAAGCUGAAGUGGAGGCCCCCUGGGGAUUCGCAGUGGACGCCAAUCCGCCUGAGGUGGGGGGCAUGUUCGUCGCCUACGUCGUUGAGAACAGCAAAGCAGAGAAAGCGGGACUCAUGCCUGGAGAUCAAAUUGUGGUAGCCAACAACUCCAUAGUGUUGGGGCUGCCCUUUGAGAGGUGCCUGGGCUUGCUCCGGGCACGGCAGCGGCCCACAGCACUGCAGCAGGAGCAGCAGCAGCUGUUGCCUCUGCAGCUGGAGGUAUACAGGGGCCCCUUCCCUGUGCUUUACGGGGUUCCUGCUUUUGCUGCUCUCCAGCGGCUUGGGGCUGUCAAGGAGCUGCUCAGUAUCGGCAGCGACGCUGAGCAGCAAUACAUACAGCAGCAGCAAACUCCAGCUGUCCAUACGCCCGCGGGCCGCCUCACUACGUUGCUGCAGGCGGCUGGCACAAGAAACAGCGAAUUUUUUUAA
This is a messenger RNA of Eimeria mitis, 510 nucleotides long. Its product is annotated as Pdz domain protein, related, related. NCBI's taxonomy places the organism in Eukaryota, Apicomplexa, Conoidasida, Eucoccidiorida, Eimeriidae. Gene Ontology annotation, molecular function: protein binding. The transcript is spliced from 3 exons. The record is from RefSeq and is a predicted model, not a curated record. The coding region runs from base 1 to 510 and encodes 169 amino acids.